Messenger RNA from Lindgomyces ingoldianus, 616 nucleotides. RefSeq lists its product as uncharacterized. The record is from RefSeq and is a predicted model, not a curated record. The coding region runs from base 74 to 490 and encodes 138 amino acids. NCBI's taxonomy places the organism in Eukaryota, Fungi, Ascomycota, Dothideomycetes, Pleosporales, Lindgomycetaceae. The transcript has 3 exons.
AUCACCUUCAACUCCAUUCCCAUAUUAAGUUAUAGAUCAGCAUCGUUUUUCUUGUUUCUCUAGUAUCAUCGAUAUGCCUAGCAGUACCGAACUCGCGCGAAGACUACAGAGGCUCCAGGAUCAGUACCGUCAGGCUUCGGCUGGAUAUCAGAACGUCUUCGCACAACACCAGACCGCUCAUAAUCAGGUUACGACUGCCCGCCGCAAUCUCGAAGCAGAAGAGAGGGUUGGCCAAUCCCAAGCCAGGGCCCGCAUCCGCCAGAAGUUACUGCAGCAACUGCAACAAGCCGAGGUUAAUGAGCGGUCUUUGAGAUCACAAGUCCAGCGAGCCAACGCCACCCUGAGACGACGUGAAGGGGACCUCCAAGAGGAAAUAAGAUACAUUGAGGAAACAGCUACACUACAAAGGAGGCCAAUUCCACGUGAGCUCGCAGAGAUGAUCUCGGCUUAUAACUACAGAGGACGCUAUCAAAAUGACCCGGACGCCUAAUUGCAGGGUGUCAUCACUGCAUCCUGUGAUUCUCCUAGAGUGUCGUUGGAUGAUGGUUGAAGGUCGUUAUAAACGACCUGUUAUUUCUAGUUAGUGUAGAUGUAAAUGCAAGCCAUUCGUCUCUUA